Chelonoidis abingdonii (Abingdon island giant tortoise) is the source of this 2063-nucleotide messenger RNA. It is a transcript of the gene CCDC24, whose product is annotated as coiled-coil domain containing 24. The record is from RefSeq and is a predicted model, not a curated record. NCBI's taxonomy places the organism in Eukaryota, Metazoa, Chordata, Testudines, Testudinidae.
UGCACUGAGCCAGCCUGACCCCCCCGCUCCCCUUCCCUACAGCGGGCACUGCCCCCAUGUUCCCUGCCCCCGGCGGCGCUGGGGAGCCCUGGCAGCCGCCGCCCUCGCUCUGGAGGCUGGUGGAGGAGCAGGUGGUGCCGAGCGAGAAGCCCGAGGUGAAGAGCAUCCUGGGGGCGGAAGUGGUGGAGCGCAGCUUGGAGCUGCAUGCGGAGGUGGAGACCCUGGUGGAGCUGUGGCGGGAGGAGCGCUUGGCCUGCACUGGGCUGGAUCAGUGCCCCCCGCAGGGAGCUGGGGGCUGGGCUCUCCUGACAGCCCCCCCACACCUCAAAGAGUUGGUGAGACAGGAGCUCCGGCUGCUGCUCCUCAGCCUCCAGCAGAAGGCGUCCCAGGAGGGCAGGGACACAGGUGGGGCCAUCGCUAAGUACAGCCCCUACGUGGUCAGCUUUGCCCUUGGGCCGCAUGCUGGAGGGGAGUGUGCAGGACAGGACAGGUCCCUGGCUGGGAGCUCCAGCACCAGCCCAGGCCCCAGGCUCGUCCACUGCCUGGAGCCCCUCAAGGACAAGCUGAGCAUCUCCCGCAUCCACCAGGUGCAGGCCCAUCUCCGGGCCCUGCUGGAGGAGGAGUGUCAUGCCCUGGAGAGACACAUCUGCCACCUCCAGCGCUGCCUGGAGGAGGAACACCGGGCAGCCGCGGGACCAGUGCAGCUGGCACAGGAGCCAACGAUGGCUGAGCUGCAGGAGCAGAGACGAGCCAUGAAGAGGGACCUGCAGCUGGGCCAGUUGGACCCCAGGACUGGCCUCUCCCAGGAGGUCCAGCGCCCUGAACCUGCAGCCCCACAACAGCCCAGCUGCCCUGUGGGUGUGAGGAGCCCCGCACCAGUCUGCGUGUCCCCCCGCCUGGCACCGGCUGCUCCGUCCCUGUCGGGCUGCAGAGAACCAGCACCGCGAGCCCUGGGCAGUGCGCAGGGCCGAGUGCCCCCCGCCGUGUGCAUCUGCUCUCUGGGUGGCCUGGCUGGGGAGCUCCAUGGAGGGGCUGCGACCCCCGGCUGGGCCCAUGGCCAAGGCCAGAUGGACAGUGAUGCUGAGCACCAGGACCUGGCCACACCAUCACCCCGGGGAGCUGGGGUCCCUCCUGCAAGCCCAGCCUGCAGCCGCCUGGUGCCCCUGCGAGCAGCACCAGUGCCCAGCCUAGCCUUCCUCCCCUCACCACCCCCAGAGCAGCGCCCACCCCUGCGUCCCCUCUCUGGCCACCGCCUGAGGCUGCUGGGCUGCCCGGCACCCAGCUAGGGCAGGGAGCCUCGCCCCGUCCGCCCUGAGGCAUGGGGAGGGAAGCCUGGGGCAGCCUGGCAUGGGGAGGGGGUCCUGCCCCAGCUCCAGCACUAGUUCCUGCCCUGCUGGGUCCCUCUAUCACCAGCUCGGCCUUGCUCUGCCCUGGAGGCAACCCACCUGCCAGGGCAUCUUGGGAGGCAGAGCCUGAGCUGAGCACUGGGCCUGGCCUGCAAUGCCCCCUCCUGGCUGCCUCCUGCCAUGGUGCGUGGGGAGCCAUGCAGCGUGCACUGGCCUAGUGGUCAGGUGGGGGAGGGGCACAGGUACCAUGUGCCCAGGGGGUGGGGGGCAGGAGGCGGCCUGGGGCCGGGGCACUUCUCCGUGAUCCUGCCUCUGGGGGGAUGGGCCCUUGUAGCCGGAGGCAGGUGCUGGGUCUCCUAACCCCAGGCUGGCACUGUGCCCUCUCUGCAGGGCCCUCUGCUCUCAGCCACCCUGGGCAGGACCCACAUAGCUGGCCUCACCCCCCACCCCCGGCAUGAGGCUAGGAGCUGGGACCUGCUGUGGGCCUGCCGGGUGCCUCUGCCCAGCGCCAGCGAGUUGCAAGGCCAGGUUUCAGGGCAGGGCCUGGUGGCUGGAAGUGGGGCCUGAGGAAUCGUCGAGCUCCUGGCUGCCCUGGGCCAGGCCGUGCCGUGGGGGCGGGGUACCAGGGUCUCUCAGGCGUGCCUCUCCCCCAAAGAAAGGCAGCCAGCACACGGACGCAGGAAUAUAAAUUUCAUUAAAAUCUAUCAGACUUUAAAA